Messenger RNA from Hydractinia symbiolongicarpus, 2010 nucleotides. RefSeq lists its product as uncharacterized. The coding region runs from base 260 to 1498 and encodes 412 amino acids. The record is from RefSeq and is a predicted model, not a curated record. The transcript is spliced from 3 exons. NCBI's taxonomy places the organism in Eukaryota, Metazoa, Cnidaria, Hydrozoa, Anthoathecata, Hydractiniidae.
AAUGAACUUUGCAUCUUGCAUAGCUUCAAAGAACACCGCUUUUAAUAGAAUUUAAAUGAGCGAUUUGUGAGUUUUAUCUUCUGUUAUUCUAUACCUCCAUCGUAUUAUCAAAAAAAAAAAAAUUAAAAAUCGUAAAAAAUUAACGCCAUUUUAAUUAUGAACAUCUGUACGCUUCAAAGUUCUAGCGGCGUGCUUGGUGGAUGAUCUAAUGUAAUGAUGGCCAUUUCGUAGUAAAUACUGAAAAUCCGGAACCUGAAAGAUGCAGCUUGUAAACCUACUCAAGUAUGUUUUCUCAGUGCUGAUGUUGUUAUCCAUAUUCCCAAUUACAUACUAUAUGAGAGAUCGAUACAUCGAAGUAUGGAGAAUGAAUACUACAAUUCAUAUGUACUCCAGUUCCAGAGAAUGCAAUUCUCUUAAUGUUACUGAAUUAAUUCAAGGUGAAUGGGUGCCGCGUAAGGAUCUUACCCCACUCUACGUGAAGACAGUGCAUGCGAUGAAUGAUUAUGUCCUGUGGAGGCGUGGUAAAAAGCACUUAAUUAAUCUUCGCAAUGACACCAAAUGUGGAUUAGAGUACCCUGUCAAUGGGUAUCCAGGUCAAUGUGCAGCAAAUUCGUCGAAACCAUGUUGUAACGAUCAAAAAGGGGAAUGUGGGAGCGGCCCGGAAUACUGUAAAUGUCUACCUGAUUGUACAGAUUAUUCAAAUAUUAUAAAUCCAGAAUUAAUGGAUUGGAAAGAAACCUAUUGCCCUUUAGAAGAUUACACGUCAUUGUCGACAUGCGAUUUUCUAUCAAAGAGAUACUCUUCAAUUACAUUUAUUGGGGAUUCCCUUGUGCGCCAUUUCUUUGAAGCUUUUAUGAUACAUGUGACUGAUGAUGCCGCGUAUGGUGCUAUGAACUACAAUCUUUCAAGUGACGUCCUCAGUCCUUGCAGAGAUGAAAUGCAGUUUUCGGAAACGGGCUGUCGCCUUAAAUUAUUACUUGAAUGGAAAGAUAUAGUUAAUCAUCAUAGGUAUUGCAGACAUGCUAAAAAUAAGAUAAAGGCUAGUUACUUUGCUACUCAUCUCUUUAAAGAAUUACCAGCUGUUUUAGAAAUUGUUAAAGAACGUUUGGCAGAAGAACGUCCAUUGUUUUUAGUGUAUAUUGGUGGACAUGAAUCUUUCGGAGCUGAAAGGGGGUGGGAACGCUUUUUGAAGCCUCUAGUUGAACAAUUAAAACUCAACAAAACCAAAAAGCCUUCAUUUCUUUGGUUGGGAGGACACACUAAUGGACCAACAAAACUCGCUGCUUACGCUAAACAUCAAGGCUCAAAGAAGGCCUUCGAUUACACAGCAGUACUGUCAGAAAAGUUAGCUAAAUACGGUAUUUCCGUGUUUGACUAUUUUCCGAUCACAAAAGAUGUGUUUAGUUUUGACGGUACUCAUUUUGGAUCGAAGCUAAAUGGAAUGAAGGUUAAGAUGCUAAUAAAAUUGUUGAAAUACAACUCAUUUGAAGUGCCCUAAUGUUCAAUUUUUAUUUGUAAUCUUAAUAUAUUUCACACCAUGCAAGCUAAACUAGUUAGGUCAUUACUUAGGUUUUAAUAACUAAAAUAAAUUUUAUUUCUUUAUUAUAUUUUUUUAGUUUCAAAAUCAAUAUUUCCAACAAGUGUAGUUUAAAUCCUAAUAAAUCCUAAUAAAAAACUUUAAGUGUUCCAGAACGAGCUUAUAUGAUGCAAAAUAUAAGUAUAUGUAUGUAGAUAUCACAGUAAAGGCAGGUAUUAAAAUAAAAAACCUGGUUUAUUAUUAUAAUCUUAGUGAUGGCAGUCUUUAUGGCAAGAAAAGUGUCACUUAAAACAUUGAAAUUUUAGGUUUUGAAUUAGGUUAUUAUUCUGUAUACUCUUUUUAGGUACAUCUAAUUAGUUUUAUAUAAAAUUAUUGUAAUUUCAAACCUCCCAUUAUACAGACUGAAUUUGUUAGAAAGAUCUUAUGUUUGUAAGAAAUAUAUUAUUGAAGCUGGUUCUCACCUUGUCUUAGCA